Nanorana parkeri is the source of this 1337-nucleotide messenger RNA. Its product is annotated as cytochrome P450 2G1-like. Gene Ontology annotation, biological process: xenobiotic metabolic process. NCBI's taxonomy places the organism in Eukaryota, Metazoa, Chordata, Amphibia, Anura, Dicroglossidae. The record is from RefSeq and is a predicted model, not a curated record. The transcript is spliced from 7 exons. Gene Ontology annotation, molecular function: heme binding; iron ion binding; oxidoreductase activity, acting on paired donors, with incorporation or reduction of molecular oxygen, reduced flavin or flavoprotein as one donor, and incorporation of one atom of oxygen. Bases 6 to 1253 code for a protein of 415 amino acids. Gene Ontology annotation, cellular component: cytoplasm; intracellular membrane-bounded organelle.
CAGACAUGGAUGUCCUCACUCUGUCUCUCUGCUCAUUUAUGCUCUUCUACGUCAUCACCAUCGUAUGGAGAACACAGAAGACGCGGCUCCGGCUUCCUCCAGGACCGACCCCGCUGCCAAUUAUCGGCAAUCUGCUUCAAGUGAGCUUUGCAUUGUAUAAAUGUUAUCUCAAGCUGUCUAAGCAGUAUGGACCCAUCUUCACUGUGUGGUUGGGUUCCAAACCAGUGGUAGCGCUAUGUGGAUAUACGGUUAUUAAAGAGGCCCUGAUCAAUUAUUCUCAUCAAUUCAGUGCUCGUGGAUUCCUACCAAUUUCAGAAAGAAUGGCAGAAGGUUAUGGUAUAAUCACCACCAAUGGCGAACGCUGGCAGCAGGUUAGACGAUUUGCAGUGAGCACGCUGAGGAAUUUUGGAAUGGGGAAGCGAUCGAUGGAGGAGCGAGUGCAGGAAGAAUCCCGUCACCUCAUAAAGGCGAUAGAGAAUAUUGGAGGUAAAGUGCACAACCCUCACACGGUUCUUGGACGUGCAGUAAACAAUGUGAUAAACUUAGUGGUGUUCGGUCGGCGUUGGGACUAUGACGACAAGACCAUGUUGAAAUAUAUCUCCAUCAUCAAUAAUCUGUUCAAUUUUCUCAGAAGGCCUCUAGGAGUGGCAUAUGUUGCCUUUGACAGUCUAAUGAAGCAUCUUCCGGGUCCCCAUCAGAAGGUGUUUGCAGAUUGCGAGCAUGUGAAAUCUUUCAUCAGGGAGGAAAUUGAAUCACACCGGAGAUCCCUGGAUCCAGAGUCCCCCCGAGACUUCAUAGACUGCUUCCUCAUCCAGGCUGACAAGGUAACAGGACAUAUACAAGAGGCUGUACCACCAAUAAAGUGGGCUUGCGCCAUAAAUGCUUUCCCUGUUGUGUUGCAGGGGACCACCUUAUUUCCUCUCCUUGCAUCUGCCCUAUCAGACCCACAGUACUGGAAGUGGCCUUAUGAGUUUAAUCCGGAAAAUUUCCUGGAUGAGAAUGGGAAGUUCUGUUCACAGGAAGCUCUGAUUCCUUUCUCCGCAGGAAAGAGGAUCUGCCCAGGAGAAGGUUUGGCUCGGAUGGAAAUCUUCCUCUUUUUUACUGCUCUGCUCCAGAAAUUCUCCUUCCAACCUGCAAACACCACCGACACGUUCAACCUGGAUGUGCUCCGACGGGCCAUCCGAAAAGAAGGGCUCUCUUUUAAUUUAAGAGCCAUUCCCAGAAUGAAAAAAAUGCAUGGACACACAAGAUAAAGACUGGAGGACAUACAUUAGUGGAAAAUUAACAUUCUCUUUUUCAGAACCUAUAAUGGUCAUUUGAUUCUGUAGACAUCUCAC